CUCGUGGUGUGGAAUUCCUUGUAGCGGGCGCGUGCCGCUUCAAAGAGGGAAAAAAUCCAGCAGUUGUUUAAAAAAAAAAAAACAAUAAUAAAUACAAAUCCAAGAUGGCGGAUGUGAGAGUGAGAGAGGAGCCAGUGAGGUCUGCCACCCCGAACAGGAAGCUGAACAGCUCUUUAGGAGAACCAGACUUUGGUUCCCCCAGCAGAGAUGAACAGCAGCUCCUGUCAGUACCAUUUUGUGGAAGUAUUCGAGGUGGGAUGAGACCUGGGAAGAAGCUCACCAUCAUGGGCAUCAUGGAUCCCGAGCCAGACGGUUUCGACAUCAGUCUGACGUGCGGUUGUGACGACGUGGCACUGGAGGUCAGCGCGAGGUUUGAGGAUCGCCAGCUACUGAGGAACGCGCAUGUCUCCGGCUCGUGGGGGGAGGAGGAGACCGCCAUCCCUUUCUUCCCGUUCCUUGCCGGACAGCCAUUCAAGCUGGAGAUUCACUGUGAGCACCAGAGCUUCCGUGUGUUUGUUGACGGUCAGCCGCUGUUCGAUUUCUACCACCGCCUGCGCUCGCUAAUAUCCAUCGACACCAUUCAGAUCAACGGCAACCUGAGCAUCACCAAACUCAACUGAGCAGGAUACCAUCUGCAUUCCAGGACCAACACCGACAUGAACCUCUGCCUUUACACCACAAAAACUUAAAGCUCUGAAAUUGUAACCGUGUUCUGCGUUUGAGCUUUCCAACCUGCAGCUGAUUAUAGGAAUUGCUCACACACACACACACACACACACACACACACACACAUGGUAUCUGCAGCUAUUUUCUGUUUGUUUUUUUUGUUUUUUUAUGAGGAUGUAAUCCUUAGCGCUCUUCAGAGAGAACAGGACGUAGAUGUUUCGUCCUGGUGAAGAUGUUUAACGCCCACGCCGAGACGACACACCACAAAGCUCCUCUGUAAAGAUCUCCACCACCAGCAGGAAGCAUAGUUCAUGUGUAUCAUUUCUGGCCCAGAAAUGUGUCAUGCGAUGAAGAAACCAUAUACAUGGUUUAAAAAAUUUUAAUACAUUUAAAUAUUAAUAUUUAUAAAGUGCCUUUUUAAUUUUUUUAUAAAUAAUACUGAUCCAGAACCAUGUUACAAACCACUCCUUUAAAAGAGUUCAUUAUGUCCAUCAAUGUUUAUUUAAGGAAGUUCACUGUACAGCCAAAAGUUUGUGGACACCCAAGCAUAAGAUUACUACAUUCUCCAGAUAACUUUAGGUGUUCCACUAGAUUUUGUGGAGAUGAAAAGCAGAUCUUCAUGGAGCCGGCUUCGUGCACAGGGGUAUCGUCAUGCUGGAGUGGGUUUGUGUCUCCAAGUUCAAUUCGGUGUAAAAUUCGCACCGUGGACUUUAGAAGUUUUUUCUUCACGUUUGUCUCAGAGCCGACGAGAGCCGGCGGUUUAUCAUCACAGAUGCGGAAAAGUCGCACACGGCCGCUUUAACGACGUCGAAAACGUUGUGCAACUGGAAUUAAAUACGCCUGUAAAAAAAAAAACACCACAAAAAUAAACAUGCAGGUUUUCUGAUGAUACGAGUCGAUACUCAGGAACGCAGCAGAUGUUUGUGUAAAUGUGUGGAAAUAUUAUAUAAUAUACAAAGUAUUUUCGUUUUGUUUUCCAGACAUUCCAAUGACCGAAUAAUGAAGUGUAUAUGAGGAAGAUAUUAAUACCAAUGAAGGUGCUUUCUUGUAAAACAUUGUGUGUGUGGUUUUUUUUUGGCCUGUUGCAAUGUUUGUUUGUUUCCUGAUCUCUAAUCAAUUAAAUCCUUCUAAUCAGCG
Messenger RNA from Silurus meridionalis, 1803 nucleotides. RefSeq names its product lectin, galactoside-binding-like a (gene lgalsla). The transcript has 5 exons. The coding region runs from base 105 to 620 and encodes 171 amino acids. Gene Ontology annotation, molecular function: carbohydrate binding. Lineage: Eukaryota; Metazoa; Chordata; Actinopteri; Siluriformes; Siluridae. The record is from RefSeq and is a predicted model, not a curated record.